AUGCCUUUAGUACAUGGAUCAGCACCGGGCAUGUUAGGAGUGCGGGAGAUAGACCUAGGCGCAUCGCAUGUAGUAGAGGGAGAUGAGCCGGUCUUCACUCCUCAGUCCUUGACCAGGUUUACAUUGGGACUGUCCGUACUGGAACUGGGAUCUGGCUGUGGCAUUGCUGGUCUCGCAGUUGCGGCCUUCCUCUCACCCUCUAGUAUCUUCCUCACUGAUGGCAAUGAACGCACUAUAAAGAAUCUUAAUUAUAACGUCAUCGCACUGCAAAGCUCUCUAAUGACCGUCCCUGUUGUUGAACGAUUCACCUGGGCAGUGGACCCCUGCCCUGGGGGCGAAAAUUCGACUUAG
Perkinsus marinus ATCC 50983 is the source of this 351-nucleotide messenger RNA. RefSeq lists its product as hypothetical. The record is from RefSeq and is a predicted model, not a curated record. The transcript has 2 exons. Lineage: Eukaryota; Perkinsozoa; Perkinsida; Perkinsidae. The coding region runs from base 1 to 351 and encodes 116 amino acids.